Molecule: messenger RNA, 279 nt
Organism: Perkinsus marinus ATCC 50983
Lineage: Eukaryota; Perkinsozoa; Perkinsida; Perkinsidae
Exons: 1
Source: RefSeq, a predicted model, not a curated record
UUGAGAUUCUCUAAGGAUAAGGGUCGGGCAGCAACGGCAUCGCGGUUGCCGGGAGAAGACGACUUUUAUGUCCGUCAAGACGGCACUCGGGCCAAGUUCUUCACUGAGGACUCUUUGGUGGAGUUGUGGGAACGUCAGGGGGGCUUUCAGAGGGUCGAGUUGUUGACUCAUAGGAGAUGUGUAAUAAAUAGGAAGCAGGGGAAGGAGAUGAAGAGGGUGUGGAUCCAAGCGAAGUGGAGGGCCCCACUGGCCCCCGAGGGUAGUAAGGUUUCUCGCUAG